Messenger RNA from Laetiporus sulphureus 93-53, 2640 nucleotides. RefSeq names its product kinase-like protein. Bases 184 to 2379 code for a protein of 731 amino acids. Gene Ontology annotation, biological process: protein phosphorylation. Lineage: Eukaryota; Fungi; Basidiomycota; Agaricomycetes; Polyporales; Laetiporaceae. Gene Ontology annotation, molecular function: ATP binding; protein kinase activity. The record is from RefSeq and is a predicted model, not a curated record. The transcript is spliced from 5 exons.
GUUCAGCUGAAUAGCUGCGCCACUCCAUUUGUCUUUGCUCAAAACCGCUCGUCAGACGACAUGUGAGCGGACGGCACAGCUGUUCUCGCGCCCCCCUCGUGUUGUCGUAAAGAACACGAGGCACUGUUUGUUCUGGCUUGGGAUGGUGGGCUACUCACUCUUGCCUGUUUCGGAGUGGGCGAUAUGGCCCCCAGUGGCCACACUCAGAAUCAGAUAUAUACUGCGCAACCCUUGGCAACCGCACUUUGCACUUCUUCCCUAACCACAACAAUGCUCUUCCGCAAGUCAUCGCCCGCCUCCAAGGCAUCCCCCAAAUCUCCCGUGGCGGUCGAGCACGGAAGCAACACGUUCAACUCCUCCGCCAUAUACACCAAAAUCAAACGUUCCGCCAGGGCCCUGUUCAAGAAACUCAGUCACCCUCGCUCAUCUCAGACCUUCAAUUCCAUUACUCGAUGCGCCGAAAACAUUCAAGACAUCAUCGGAGAAGAAUCUUCCUCCCAAAACGCGAAGUGGCAGAUUGUGGCAAACUCAACCAAUGUGGCUUCCGGCCCCCGAAUCUCUUUCUCGGUUGGUCUUCACCUGUGGCAGAAGUCCAAUAGCCUCUACACCCUCAUCGACACGUUAUCAUCGCGUUCGACGCGUCUCGACCCAUCAAUCAUGCCCAUCAGAGACAUUCCAUCCACCCAAGAUGGUAUGCCACAUUUCCGAACAUCCACGUGUUCAACGCGCCCAGAGCUCUCUAUCAUCGCAAGUGUGGCCACCUCAUUUAUGAGUGAUGUCUUACCGCCAUGCCCACAACCAUCGCCGGCUCUUUCGACGCGUUCAACAUGCUCGGAUACGUCGGGCGAUUCUAUCGUGAUUGUCUCACACGAAGAUGUUGGCAUUUGCCGUCCCUCCUCACCGUCCGUUAUGGUACCUGGUGCCCUGGCCUUGCCCUCAUCGGAGCGCCUGGUCUCUGCUCAGGUCAAUUCGCAUGCAGCGGGUGGACGACCCAAUGCUUGUCUACAACAGUCCGAUGUCCCUUCACUUGAAUUGCCCCUCAUCCCGUCGCUAAGCAGUAACGAUGGCACCUCUUCUGAUGGCGAAAGUUCAACGACGCUUGCAUCAGACGAGGGCGGUCCGUCACCUAAGGUAUCCGUUGAGUAUGUGUUCCCAUGUCCAGUCGCCCAGCCCGAUGAGUAUGUCGCACCCUUCGAAGAACGGAAUGAUUAUAUCGACCGCGACGUUGGCCACGACGACGACGAUCUGGUGUCCGACGACACUGACUCUCUUGAUGGUAACGAGGAUGCGUGUCUCGACGAUGAAGGGCAGGCCGCCUGUGAUCUGUUCCUCCGAAACGGGGAUACCACCUACAAACUACUGACAACACUUGGAAAUGGCGCAUGUGGCCGUGUGGUGCUUGCGGAGACCGACGACGGACAACAGGUUGCCAUCAAGGUCACUCCGAAGCUCAAGCAAUACCGCUAUGCAUGUGGUCGCGAUCUAAUUUUGCAUGAGAAGCGAGUUAUGGAGACGGCAAAUAAUGUUGGAAGUCGCUACUUGAUGCAAUUAAUAGCGUCGUGGGAAGAUAAGAAGUUCAUUUACUUCGUCAUGAAGGCGUAUCCUGGCUCGCUGAGAUAUCGGCUUGCGUCCGUGGCGUUGGAUCCUAUGGAAGCUAAGUUGCUCUGCGCGGAGAUGGCAUAUGCAGUCAAGGAGCUCCACGAUAGCCGUACGAUCCAUCGUGAUAUCAAGCCGGACAACUUCUUGGUCGACGAUGAGGGCCAUCUAGUUCUAGGAGACUUUGGGUACUCGUACACGCCCAAGCCUCACUACAAGUUCGAAAAAGCCAAAACCUUCACAUCCAUUGGUACGCCCGGGUAUGCGGCACCGGAUGCUAUUGUGUCUGGGUCUAAAGGCUACACCUACACCAUCGACAUUUUCAGUCUGGGGCUGGUCUUCCUAGAGGUGCUGGGGGGGUUGCAGAUGCCAUAUUAUCGUGCGCCUACCUUGCAGGCACAACUCGAUGUGAUGGACGCGAAGCAUCUGGAAUUGGACCUUGAGACUGUCAUCGAAGAUGCGCAGGCUAGGGAUCUCGUGCUCAACAUGCUAAAUACCGAUUCUACUAAAAGAUGCUCAUCGAGUGCCGUUCUAUGCCAUCCCUUCUUCGACGACAUAGAUAAGGAAAAACUCGCCAAUCGCGAGCUCUCUUAUCCGCGCAAGCCAGUCUUCUACAGUCUCCCCAAGCAGUCUGUCAAGUUGUCGUUCUCGACUUUCUAUGGCGGUUUAGACUCCACCUACGACGAUUAUCACAAGGAUGAAGACGGCCGGCUACUAUAUAACGAUAACACCGCCCGACAACUCAUCAUUGGCGGUGAUGACGAUUUCAAGUUCCCCCGCUGAGCUCGAUACAUUACCAGUAGAUUUUCGCUUACAUUCCCAUCUAGAGAUUAGCUUACUGGAUUUCUGCUUCAUCUGUCAUCAAUGCAUCGUACUCCGGCCUCUCGCAAUGUUGUCCCACCAUUAUUUCAACCAUGCACUUCUUUCAUCGCGCUGUGUACAAUCAUAUAGGUUUUGCGCUGCUUGUAUUCACCAAGAUCCCUCUGUACUCUAUCAAUACACACAACUGGAACGGAAUGGAAGUCAUUUCUUAGCGGAAUAUUC